Messenger RNA from Frankliniella occidentalis (western flower thrips), 2473 nucleotides. RefSeq names its product putative ferric-chelate reductase 1 homolog. Gene Ontology annotation, molecular function: oxidoreductase activity, acting on metal ions. The transcript has 12 exons. NCBI's taxonomy places the organism in Eukaryota, Metazoa, Arthropoda, Insecta, Thysanoptera, Thripidae. Bases 220 to 2181 code for a protein of 653 amino acids. The record is from RefSeq and is a predicted model, not a curated record.
GUGCCGCUCGCUGCGCCGCUCGCCCAGUCGCCCUCAGUUCCUCAGUUCAGUUCUCAGUCGCGCUCUCGCUCAGCACGGACGGGCCACGCUCGGCCCCACCGCACCGCCGCCCCGCGCAGUCAGUCUCCCCGGCCCCCGCGGGCCCACCGCGCCGCGAGCGUCCAGUCCGUGUGCUUGGAUACCUAGUGACUCUCUAUUGGAUUACCUGCAGCCUCCUCCAUGUUGAUAAACGUGCCGCUGCGGCGCGGCCCCGCGCUGCUGUCGCUCGUCGCGCUCCUGGCCCUGCCCCGCGCCGACGGCUUCCCCGACGGCGCCAAGGUGGGCAACUGCGGCGACCUGGUGCCGGGACACCCGUCGUCGCCCCAGGACGGGCGCGCGCCGUUCGCCGUGUCGCCGGCGCGCGCGCGCACCGAGGAGGGACGCGUGCGCGUCAUGCUGACGUCGCCGCAGGGCGUGGGCUUCACGGGCUUCGUCUUGGUGGCGCGCCCGCUCAACGCCGAGGACGGCGACGGCACCAACGCCCUGGGCCACUUCAGCAGCAUGCCCGAAGAGGCCAUGCCCCUGGCGUGCGGCAGGGCGGCCAGGAGCGGCGCCACGCACAACAACAAGGAGCGCAAGAAGAACCUCGAGUUCGAGUGGGAGGCGCCCGAAGACUUCGAGGGACCCGUCGUCUUCAACGCUACGUUCGUGCAGGACUUCGCCACGUUCUGGGUCGGCGUGCCGUCCCCCACGGUGCAGGUCGUGCGCCGCUCGGCCUCGGUCCCGGACGGCGUCAACGCGGCCCCCGGCGCGGCGGGCGGGCCCGGCGCCACCCCCGCGCGCACCUCCCGUCGCCCCACCACCACCACCCCCACGCCCUUCUCGCCCGAGCCGGAGCCCGAGGCGCCCGCCCAGCAGGACCCGCUGUACGACGGCUGUGGCUCGCUGCGCAGCUGCUUCGGCGCGCCGGCCGGCUGCAUCGCCAAGAGGAACUGCAACGCGGCCGUGGCCGUGGCGGUGCGCGGCACGCGCUACGAGUUCGAGAUGAAGGCGCUCAAGGCGCUGUACGUGGCGGUCGGGCUCUCUGACGACGCUAAGAUGGGUGGAGACAGCGUGGUGGAGUGCCAGACUGUUGGCGGCAAGGUGCAGGCGUUCAUGUCCUGGAAUGUCCCCGGCAUCAAAAAGAAUCAGCGUCUCGAGGACCAGGAUGGCAUAUCUUUGGUCAAUGGAACAUACAGCGACGGCACUAUUUACUGCAAAUUCACAAGGGAUGAGGUCACGACUGUUGAAGGCAAGGAGUUCAACCUAGCUUCAAGAAACUACAACCUUUUGCUUGCCGCAGGCAGCCUAUUAAAUGACAAUGGAGUAGGAUAUCACGACAAGCUUGCUUCUGCCUCUGCGGAACAGCGAAAUUUAGCUGAUGUGAGUGGAUUUUCUGAGGCCAGCAAGCUGUACUUGCGUCUCCAUGGCGCUUUCAUGUUAGCAGCAUGGAUUGGAGCUGCCUCAAUUGGCAUUGUUCUGGCACGAUAUUACAAACAAACUUGGGUGGGCAACAGGCUUUGUGGCAAGGACCAGUGGUUUGUGUGGCAUCGCUUCUUUAUGGUGCUGGUCUGGCUCCUUACUUUGGCAGGCUUCGUCCUCAUUUUUGUUGAGCUGGGAUCAUGGACUGCUGACACUCGUAACCCCCAUGCCAUUCUUGGUGUGGUGACAACUGUGUUGUGCUUCGUUCAACCUCUGGGGGCCGCCAUGAGACCCGCUCCUUCGUCUCCUAGGAGACCUCUCUUCAACUGGUUGCAUUGGCUUGUGGGAAACGCAGCCCACAUCUUAGCAAUUGUAACUAUAUUCUUUGCUGUGCCACAGAGCAAAGCUCAGCUACCUGAGUGGAUGGACUGGAUUCUAGUUAGUUUUGUGGCAUUCUACGUUUUUAUUCAUCUCAUACUUUCUAUUGUGGGUUGUAUGAGUGAGAGAGAAAAUCGAAACCGUGUUAAUUCUUUUCCAAUGAAGGACCUCAACUCUAGCAGGAUGCCAAUAACUAGUAUGGAUAGAAGUAUGGAUGCUCCGCAUUCAUCAUUACGGCGCUGCCUCCUUGGCCUCCACAUAGUAGUCAUACUGUUAGUAACUGCAGCUCUUGUCAUCAUUGCAGUAUUUGCACCAAUUGAGGAAAAAUGGAAGCAAGUUCUUGAAAGUCUUAACAUAUCAUGAAACAGUACUCCCGAAAAUUUUAUCAUGAGCUAUUUGGAAACUUUGGUAUGAAUGAGGUUCAAUUGAACGUAAAUUUUAAUUCCAUAUUGAUUUUAGUACUAAAAUUUGUUUUGAACCCUGGAAGCCAUAGGACUUUGAUAAUUUUUAAAAUAGAUAUGAACUUGAUUGAGGUUCUUUAAAACUUGAUGUAGUGUACCUGACUAACCAGCAAAAAAAAAUUAAACUCAUGCAUGAUAUUUGUCUUGAAAGCUGUGGUAUUGUAAAGUGAAAUUGUAUUUAUGCUUUUGCAUUG